This is a messenger RNA of Macrosiphum euphorbiae (potato aphid), 435 nucleotides long. Lineage: Eukaryota; Metazoa; Arthropoda; Insecta; Hemiptera; Aphididae. The record is from the annotation of a GenBank genome assembly.
AUGGAAGCAAUUGUUAGCUAUACUGAAGGAGCUGACAAUUACACGUUUUAUCAAGUAGCCAAAAGGAUGCGACAAAUAAGAAAAUUGGUACUCCCUCCAACAUUUUAUUACAAUAAUAAACAUUUCACUAUGUCGUUUCAAAAAAGAUUUUAUCAAGGCCCACUCAUAGUUGAUGGUUCAUUUGUCGGUGUACUGUUCUCCAAUAAACACUAUAUUGAUUCGAUUACAAACGAAUUACAGAAUAUUACAAUAUCUGGGUGUGACGAAACAUUUAAGACGGUUCCCAAAACAUUAGAUGACGACUGUUAUAAAUUGUUUAUGUUUCAAGUGAUACAUAGAAAUGUUAGUUUUCCAGUGGUAUAUGCAAUAUUUACCGGUAAAACGGAAGAAAUAUAUGUAGGGUUAUUCAAAUAUGUCUGUUUUAUGGUUCAUUAA